Candidozyma auris is the source of this 1983-nucleotide messenger RNA. Its product is annotated as 1-phosphatidylinositol 4-kinase LSB6. NCBI's taxonomy places the organism in Eukaryota, Fungi, Ascomycota, Pichiomycetes, Serinales, Metschnikowiaceae. Gene Ontology annotation, biological process: phosphatidylinositol phosphate biosynthetic process; Golgi organization; endosome organization. Gene Ontology annotation, molecular function: 1-phosphatidylinositol 4-kinase activity. Bases 1 to 1983 code for a protein of 660 amino acids. The record is from RefSeq and is a predicted model, not a curated record. Gene Ontology annotation, cellular component: plasma membrane; lysosomal membrane; endosome. The transcript has a single exon.
AUGCCCACGAGGGAUCAUGCUAGAAAUAGUCUGGUGAAGACUGGUGCUCAUGUUUUAGAAGAGACAGAUGACAAUUCCCCGAGAGCGACCCAUCAAGUAACGUCUUUGUAUGCGACAGCCACGCCUGUUAGAUCGCAUGACGAGUCCUAUUCACUGCCAGUUCCAUUUCACGGACGAGCCAUUGGAAACGAUGAUGCUGAAAUGGAGAACCUUUCUCUGAGCGUUCCAAUAUUAGGAGGAUCUCGAUGGCUUACUCCUCGCAUAGAGAGAAGAAACUCGGAGAGUACCCUAAGUCGAUUGAAAUCCCCGUCUAGAAAGUACAUAUCGCCCGGAAAGUGGUUUUCCAAGAGCCUGAAACGCAAAAAGCGGAAAAGACAAGUAAUUGAAGGCCCGUAUACUAUAGAAUACUCGGUAUUUCGACCCAUUCAAUACUUACCACAGAUAAAAUCAGAGGCUGAUCUUCAAGAGCAUGCUGCUAACUUCUUACUGCAAGAGAACAAUAAUGAGUUAAGUCCUGAAAACUUCAUUAAACAUGAUGAGUUCGAGAAUUUGGUUUCUGAGAUGACACAUGAUGUCGAGUUUGAUACUGAUUUGCGACCCAUGAGCAUCAGUCAGGGAUCACUGGGAAGCUAUUUCAUCUUAGGCAAGAAAGAGAAGCACGACGAUAAUUCUCUGGAGUACACUUUUGAAAUCUACAAAAGAGGGAUCUUCAAGCCCAAGGAUGAAGAGCCAUAUGGUCCUUUGUCUCCAAAAUGGUCCAAGUGGCUUCAUCGAACCUUUUUUCCGUGUUUCUUUGGUAGAGCAUGUCUAAUCCCAAACUUGGGCUACAUCAGCGAAGCAGCUGCUUGCGUCCUUGAUCGCCAACUUCUUUCCUACAUUGUCCCUCAUACGGAUAUCAUUUACUUGAAGUCCCAUGCAUUUUACUACACAUUGUGGGAGAGGUUGCGUUCGACUCCUCCCCAAUUGAAGAUAGGCUCCUUCCAAAUGUUUUUGAAUGAUUAUGUUGAAGCUCAACACUUCUUCAGUUUAUAUCCGUUGCCCACGGACAUUGAGAAACUACCAGCCAGUAAAAUAAUAUUGGUAGAGCUGGACUUACCAAUCGACGAGCUUCAGCUCACUUUCCACUGGACGAAAGAAGUACUUCUACAGUUCCAGGAGCAACUUGAAAAACUUGUAAUAUUAGACUACAUCAUGCGAAAUACAGAUCGAGGUGCUGACAAUUGGAUGAUAAAACUUGAAUGGAAAGAGCAGCCAUCAGAUGACAAAUUUAGACACAUUUAUCCCCAUCUCAAGAUUGGGGCUAUUGAUUCAGGCCUUGCAUUUCCUUGGAAGCAUCCGGAUGGCUGGCGAUCCUUCCCCUUUGGAUGGUUGUUUUUACCUUACGCGAUAAUUGGUCAACCCUUCUCAUACAAGACGAGGCAGCACUAUUUGCCGCUUCUCACCUCCAAAUAUUGGUGGGAGCAGACUAUUAUGAAACUUCGUAGCGUUUUCGAAAAGGAUGCCGACUUCAAAGAAAGGAUGUGGCGGAAGCAAGUAGCGGUAUUAAAAGGUCAAGCAUUCAAUAUUGUCGAGAUCUUGAAAUCCAGUCACGCUGGUCCUCUAGAGCUUACGAGAAGAGAAAGUUUACUCAUUUGGGACGACGAAAUGAACGUUCCUGUCCAGGUCAACAAUAGCGUCUUGAGCCAUGCUUUAGAAACAAGCAUCUACGAUGUUACUAGAGAGCCAGUUGCCAAUCGCCUCGGACACAGCGAGACUACGCCACUUCUUGAGCCUCUUAAAAAACAAAGAUCAUCAGCAGGAAGUCUAGAGAGCGCUUUUAGUGAAAGCGAACCAAUGAGAAUGUCGGGAUUUGAUUAUAAUAUUACUCGUGAAGGAGAUGAUAGGGAUGACUAUGAAAGCAUUGAAGAAACCGAUACAAAAACCGUUGUAAUUGAGCGAUUAGAAAAACUUGAUACGACUUCACCCGUCUUCACAUGGUGUUGA